GACAAAGUAGCAAUCAACAGGAAAACUAUACGCGAAAUAAUUGACGUUCCGGUUGUAUCUUGGAUAUUUCAACCUGGCUCGAGACAGAAUAUACGCGAGUGACAUCUACGAUUAGAAUCGUAACAAGGUGAAGAGGUACUUAGAAAUUUUGGGUGUCGAUAUCUUGGAUGAAUUAAAAAAAAAGUCAGGCAAAAAUGUCCGGAAUCACAGCUCUGGCACGCCGGCUACAAAGUUUGACUACAGAUGCAAGACCGGAUCCACCAAGAAUUAACGCAGAAGUAAAUUUAAAUGUGCCACCUACAGAGAAUAAACAAAAAUCAGUACCAGCAACUGCCAAAUCUGAUGAAACGAGAAACAGUAAACCAGAAAUUCAGAGACAGAGAUCUGACAAUGAAUCGAAUACAUCGAUACCUCGACCUGAGCUUCUUAAUCCAGAAAACUCUAGUUCUGCUGGAAACUUCAAAUCAGAAGCAAGAUCUAGGAGUCCUCGAGGCUAUGCCAAAUCGAAACGCAAAACAUCACCAAAUGCAAAUGUUGUGAAUUAUAAUAUAAUUAAUGGAACUGGGAUCAACAUUGGUCCAAAGGUGAUUUAUGUUUCGAAGGUAACUCAUCAGUAUGGGGAAAAUAGUAAAACAAAUGCUGAAGGGUUUCCUCAAAAACCAAAGGUUAAACCAAUGCCACAUGAUGUCAUGGAAAUUAGUAAGAGUAAAAAAGAAAUCAGCAGAGACGAUAUAUUUGUAAUAAAAACACAUAUUGGAUACGGGUGGCGUGAUGUAGCAAGAAAAUUAGGCUAUUCAGAGGGGCAAGUUGAGCAAUUUGAAGAAAAUUAUAAAGACAAAGGCAUUGCCGAGGUCGUCUAUAAACUACUUCUUGACUGGAAACAAGCGAAAGCAGAAGAUGCACAGUUAGGUCAAUUGAUUUCUAUCAUUUGGUCAUGUCGAGAGUACGAUUGUGCCGAGCAAUUAGCGGAUUCUUACAACAAGCCUGCUUAACCGAGUUUUUUAUGAUAAAAAUAAUUCCUCACGUCUUUUAUACAGCCUUUUUAUUCGCCUGUAUGUCGAAUGAAAUAUUUUUAUAUGAACAUGAUAAAUGCUAUUGGCAUAUUUGGUUUUGUCAAACAAAUGGCAAAUUAUUUUAUAACAUAUGUUCAACUUUAAUACUAAUUACAUAUAAAAAUAACUAAUGUUUAUAGUGUUAUUAGUACUGCAAUAUAUGCGUCAAUGUUAAAGUCCCAGUCGGGUGUAAAUAUUGUAAUUUUUAUAAAUUCUGAUGCAAAAAGGUAGAAUAAAUUUCGUUAAUGAUUUUUUUUAUCAAAGUGAUACCUGUGCAUCACAAAUAAUUUAAAACAAUUGUGCAAUACUCAAAUUUUGAAAUCGAAGAAAAACUGUUUCCUAAUCAUUGCAGUUAUAUUCUGAGACCUUUCAACUUUCUGCAUUCCAGUCUUGUAUACCAUAGCGUUAUGUUGACAGGAAUAUGUUUACAUAUAUUCUUUAUUGUUGGGUUGAAAUUUGAUAAAUGUACAUAUAAUACAUACGUGUAUGUAAUAA
Molecule: messenger RNA, 1547 nt
Organism: Diprion similis
Lineage: Eukaryota; Metazoa; Arthropoda; Insecta; Hymenoptera; Diprionidae
Gene: Imd
Product: protein immune deficiency
Exons: 4
Coding region: 195-992 (265 amino acids)
Biological process (GO): signal transduction
Molecular function (GO): protein binding
Source: RefSeq, a predicted model, not a curated record